GGAGAAUCGAAGUGGGAUUUUUUCGAAAGAUAAAAAUUAGUAAUAGCGCAUGCGUAGUCCUCUCGUGUUGGCGUUGGCGAACAACUGUUAAAAAAAAUUGGUUCAGAAAGGCGAAUUCAGAAGUUUGUUGACGCGGGACUAUGCUUUGUUAAAAGUUUUGUCUCGUUUCCUAGUGCAAAAAAAAAAAAUAAUAACAUAAUUUAAUAACACAAGGAAAUUCAUCUAUUUAAUCGUAAAAAUAACAACGUGUGUGUGUAUAUCGUAUAAUAUUUGUGUUUAAAUAUAAAAAGUGUUUGUAUUGUAGAAGGUGGUGUGUGCAAACGACGGGAUGUUUUAAUUGUCGCCCAGUUCUGCCAUUUCUCUUCCCCCAUUUUUUGAGUAAUUUUCCCACCAAAAAAAACAUGGCCGACGCCGAAGUGGAACUCGAAAUUUGCACUAUUCAACUAUUGUGUUAAAAAAUUAAUGUGUAUUUUAAUAGUUUGAAAAUAAAUUAUAACAAUUUAUACAUAAAGUCUAAACUAACCUCAAUUUGUGAGCGGUGGUUUAAAACAAAAAUUACAAAGUCAAUUUAUUUCGGAUUUAAUGUGAAAUCCAAAUUUUUGACAAUGUGUCGACAACAAAGGACAUUUUUAAAAUACAACUUUAUUCUUUUGGAAAUAAUAAAUCAUCAGUGAAAAAGCGUCGUUUUUGUGAUUUGUAUAAUUUUUUGUCAACACUAUAAGAUUUCUGCACCCUUCUCUAUUUUGCCCUGCAGUUAAACCUUGAAAGAUGUCUUAUAAAUCUGUGCCAAACAUUUUAAGUCGAAACAGCAAUAUUUCUUGUUCCAAAAUUGGCAACAACUCCGCCCUUUCUGAAGUUUUGAAAUCGGAUGCAGUAAAGCGUCUUUUCAAUCAACCGAACAUUAUUAUAAAAACAAUUCCUCUUGAUGAUCCAUCAGAUAUAAAUUUAACAAACACCAAUGGCUUUUCUGACAAGAGAAAUGGAAUAUACAAUGAUUUGCACAAUCCAUUUGAGCCUGACAUAUCAAUUCACGCAGUCAAAACCACAAAUACAGAGAAAAUUAUUGACGACUCAACUCUUUUGCCAUCGAAAAAUGAGGGAAAAUCGGAAAUUGCACUUGUGCCAAUAAAACGUAAAACAAAAAAUUGCAAUCAUCUUGAGCCAUGUGAAAAUAUAAUUUGCGAUGUAAACAUACAACAAUAUGUUGAUCAAGAUGGAGUUGAGCCAUUGCUUGCAAUUAAUAUUGACGACGAUGAAAUAAAUGCACCAGUUGCAAAACAUUGUAAAAAUGAAAAAUGCGAUUCAUUAAGUAUCGAGCACGAUCGUUGUCGACGUGUAUUAAUUAAACUUCAUCGUGUUGAUGAUAGACGUGGUUGCUGUGAUAUUUGUGGUCUUAGAUUAAAAUACAAUAAAUCGCGAAUUCAUCAUCGGAAUUGUAAAAGAAAAAAUGCUUAUCGACACAAUGAAAAUGAUGGCGCACAAGUUUUACGUGAAAAAUUACGCGAACGUGAAAUUCAAUUACUCGAAGCAGCUAAAUUAAAAAAAAAUGAUUACAUGGAUCCAGUUAAUGGUUACAGUAAAGCAUUGGAGGCAUUACAAAAUAAUGAGGAAUUAAUUGUCAUUCCAAAAACAACAGCACCACAACAAACGCCAAUUAUUACAAUCACCACUGUACCAAGUAAUUCGGGUAAUCAACAACAAUAUCCAAAUAUUAAAGAUGUAUUUAGAAGUAUUUUACCUAAACUUCCAAUAAUGUUGUCUCAAUCAAAUGUUAUUAUUGGAAAGCAAAUUGGAGCUGAGGGUCGAUCAUCACCACCACCAUUAAAACCAAUUCGACCACAAAUUGAAAAUACAAAUAAUACAACAACUGGUACAUUAUCUCAAAUGUUACAAAAUCCUUUUAUUAAAGUCACUGGAAUUCCUCAAGGUAGUUUUGUUCAACCAAUGUCAAUCAACGAUUGGCUAAUGUCACAGCAAAUUGUCACAACCCCCAUACAACCGAAACCAUUUCUUACUCCAAUUCGAGUUGUGCCAAUUGCUAAUCUCAAAACACAACCAUCACUUCUACAUCAAACACAAGGUAUCCCUAGGUUCUGUAUAAUGGCCGAUACUGGUAUUCGAGCUCCAACUCCGGCUCAAACACAGCAGCAGCAGCAGCAACAACGACAACAACCGCAGCAACAAGAACAACAAAAACAAGAGCAAAAACCACCGCAGCCAAAUAUUAUCAAAUUUCGAGUAUUACAACCGGCUACUCCGACUGAUGUAAAAAUUAUCCCCAAUUCAAUUCAAGAAACAAGAGCGGCAAAGAGUAGAAUUUGGAAAAAAAAUGCUCGAUUACGAAAAAAGAGAGCCGGUAGAAUGUUUAAUUGUACAUAUUGUCCAAAACGUUUUUCAACCGAUUGGUAUUUUAAAAUGCACGUUGCACGACAUCGUGGCGAAAUGUUAUUCUCAUGUAAACUUUGUGAAGAGCCAUUUAGCAAUAAAUAUGAUAUUAAAAAACAUGUCUCAAAAGAACAUAAAGAAGGUGAAGUACGCUGUGAGGUUUGCGGUAAUAUUUGUUCAUCAGAAACUGAAUUACAAGAACAUAUGAAAUUAACAACACGUUUAAUGUGCGAGGAAUGUAAACAAAUGUACAAGACAUGUAAUGCAUUUUAUGAACAUCAAAAGAAACAUGGCUCAGUUGUUUGUGUUCAAUGUCGUAUUCAAGUGCCAAAAUUAAGGUACAAAAAACAUUUAUUGGUACAACAUGGAAUGUCAAAAACAAAAAUUGACAAUGAAUGCACAAAAAUGAAAUGUCCAAUUGAUUGUGAUUUUGCAAAUGAAACCGGUGAAAAAAUAAUAAUCAACAAUAGUAAUGGAAUUAAGCAAGAAAUUAAUUUUGAUGAGACUGAUUCAAUUAGCGAUCAAAUUUCAAUUCAAGAUGAAAUGACAUUUAUUAAGGAGGAGAGUAAUGGAAUUGAUUCGGAGGAUGAUAAUGACAGUGAUGAUGAGGGGGCAUUGGAAAUUAAUGAAGACGGCGAUGAAACUGAAAUUGAUGAAGAGGAUAUUAAAUUAGAAUUGCCAAGAGGCUCCUAUGAAUGUCCUAGCUGUGGUGAAGAUUUUGAAACUGAGGAUGAACUCUCGGAACAUAAUAAUAUUUGUCUAAGAGCCGCGCUCAAGCUUUCGUAUUCAAAUAGAGUAUCAGAAAAUGGAAAAAGGGAGGAUAAAGAAUCAUCAAAAUCAACAACUUUUGAAUGUGGUGAGGCAACGUAGAUACGAACAAAAAAUUCUUAUUAGAAAGUGGGCCUAAACAUUCUCAAGAAUUAGAAUAUAUUCGAAAAGAUUUUUGAGUAUUUCAAUGUGUCACAACAGCACUAAAAUGGUUUGUGUUAAAAUAAUACUAAAACAUUUUUAUAUAUCACCAAAAAAAAAAAAAAAAAAAAAAAAACGAAUCUGUAAAAGUUUCAAGUUUUAUACAAAUUUUAAUUUUGUUUUUGUAUAUAUUUUUUUACGAUUACUUUACAAUUUUAGAUUAUUCUAACUUGAACUUUUACAAAAUGCAAGCUUAAAAUUGUACAAAAUUGCAAAUUUGUAUUCUUAGUUUCUUAUGAAUAUUUUUGUUUUACGAAUUUUAAUUUUUAUUUCUCAAAAAUUACAAUUUUUUAUUUUUAAUAGCUUUUUUUUAUGAAAAUAAUGAAAAAAAAUGUUUUUUCUUUUUAUAAUAGAGAUUUUAAUUUUUGCUUUAAUACGAAAAAUUGAUUAUCAUUUUAGAAAUAUAUUUAGAAAUAUAUUUUAGUUUUAACUGAAAUUGUUAAAAAAAAAAAGAAACCGAAAUGUAUUUUAUGUUUUCAAUUAAUGCUCAUUAAAUUUUAUUCUAGUUUCUGAAUAUUUAGAGAGAAAGAAAGAAAUAUUUUUUGUUUAAAACUUAUCAUGGGACGCAAACUUUUCAAAACGUAUACGAGUUUAUUUGUCAAUGUAAUUUAGAAGAAUUUUUAUUGUAAAUAAUUUUUAUCUCAGUGAAUCGCCCGGUAGAAUUUGAUACAAUUUUUUUUUGUCAUUUUUUUCCAAACAAACGUUUUGUGUAAACGUUAAAAUUUUUUUAAAAACGUUUUUAUUUUUUUUUUGUAAUAGUUAAAUUUAUAAGUUUAGACAGUAUUGUUGAUAAAAGAUUGACGAAAUUUUACUUACAAAGAAACGAAAAGAACAACAAAAAUUUGUAGAUAUUUUUCGGCAUCAUUUAGAAUAUUUUUUUCAGGAAAUUUUUGUCGAUUAUAUAAUAUAUUAUAUGUUUUCUAAAGAACAAUUAAAAAUAGAAAAAGAAACGAAUAUUUUAUGUACAGAUAUUGUAGAUGUUAAGAGUAUAAAUGAAAAAUGAAUGUGUGGAAAUGUUACAGAAAAGACUUCGAAUUGAAAAAAAAAAAAAAAAAAAUUAGUUUUCCAUAUAGAUUUUUAAUUAUUUAUUAAUUUUGCGAUAUUCUUUUCUUUUUUUUGUAAAAAUUUAAUCUUAGUUUUAUUUUUUAGUCAAAAACGCGUUGUGUAAUAUUAUGAUUAAUCUUAAUAAAGCAAUAUAGUUUUUGC
Messenger RNA from Leptopilina boulardi, 4560 nucleotides. RefSeq lists its product as uncharacterized. The coding region runs from base 769 to 3255 and encodes 828 amino acids. The transcript has 3 exons. Gene Ontology annotation, molecular function: DNA-binding transcription factor activity, RNA polymerase II-specific; RNA polymerase II cis-regulatory region sequence-specific DNA binding. The record is from RefSeq and is a predicted model, not a curated record. Lineage: Eukaryota; Metazoa; Arthropoda; Insecta; Hymenoptera; Figitidae.